Molecule: messenger RNA, 1800 nt
Organism: Saccharomycopsis crataegensis
Lineage: Eukaryota; Fungi; Ascomycota; Saccharomycetes; Ascoideales; Saccharomycopsidaceae
Product: leucine-rich repeat domain-containing protein
Exons: 1
Coding region: 1-1800 (599 amino acids)
Molecular function (GO): protein binding
Source: RefSeq, a predicted model, not a curated record
AUGUCACUUGGUCAGCUCCCUUCAGAAAUCCUUUGCCAAAUCUUUGGUUACGUCCAAGAUACCCGACAAUUGUUGAAGAUCCAUCAAACCAUCCCCCAUCAUGAAAUCAAGAAAUGUAUCGAACUCCAUCUUUUCAAAGAAGUCCAACUAUGUAGCUGGGAAUGCUUCCACGGCCACUACUACCAAUCCACCAUCGGUGACGACAAUGACUUGGAAAUCCGAUUGAUCGAUUCCAAAAAUUCCCCCUCUUCCAUCUUGAUAAAUGUCGACACCCUCAGCUUCGAAAAACUAUCGCGGUACAAACAUAACGUGAAAAACAUCACCAUUCCCAACCAUUAUCGUGGCGAUAUGCCCGAGUUUUUCAAGCUGAAAAUCGCCGAGUUCAUCAACACUUUACCCCAACUACAGAGCCUUGUCACUUAUUACCAACUACCCCCGAUCGCCACCCCAAUAAUCUCCCUUGUUGAGCACCAUAACCCUUCCAAUUUACAGAAUUAUAAUCUUUCCCGUUUGAAAUACUUGCAAACCAAGUCUGGUAACCAAAUGUCAGAACCCAUCAAAGCCCCUGAAUUGCAAACUUUGUCCACCACCAUUUGUUUGAAAACCCUUGACGGUACCACUUGGAAAUCGUCUCCCAAACUCAGGGAGCUCGGCAUCAACUCCAUGAAAAAAUUGAAUUGUCAGCAGUUGAACCAUGAAAAUUUCCAAAGCCUACAAAAGAUAAAGAUCUCCCAGUGGGAUUCCGACUCAAUGAUGAUGUUUGAAAUCGUGGGGACUUGGAAUUUGGAUAAGUUGCGGAUUUUCUCGUUUGAUGGCAACCAUAAAAAAAUCAGCGACUCUAGCUUGUCGAAAGUCAUUAGUGGUCUGAAAAAUAUCGAUCAAUUGAACUUGACCAGGUGUUCGUAUCAUAGCAUGGACGAAUUGCUGACCCCUUUAAAACACUUGAAGAAUCUACACUCGUUGGAUUUGACCGGUAACAAAAUCAGCGCAUUUUGUAUGUUGGAAAAUUCCAACUUGCACAACCUCUGCUUGAACGACAACAAAAUUAAUGACCUCAAGAAUUUCCAAUACCACCAAGAUUUACAAGUGUUGCAAUUGUCGAAAAACCAUAUUUUACAAUUACAACAUUUGGAUAAUUUGCAACAGCUCAAGGUGUUAGAUUUAUCCUUCAAUAAGAUCUACAAGAUCCAGAAUCUUGAGACUUUGACCAACUUGGAAACCUUGGACCUUCUGCAUUGCUACAUCAAGACCAUCGAGGGGUUAUCGACCCUCACCAACCUCAAGCAUUUAAACUUGAACCAUAACCAUCAUAUCAAAUCCAUCGAGAACUUGGAAACUUUGACCAACCUCACCCAUUUAUCAUUAUCUUACACCCUGAUUGGGAAAAUCGACAAUUUGCACUCGUUGACCAAUUUGGUCAAGCUCGAAUUAUCCAACAAUAGAUUCACUAUCGUCGAGAACCUACAGAAUUUGCUCAAUCUUCAAACCCUUGAUUUGCUGAAAAACCAGGGUCAAUUGGACGUGGCACGGUUCGCCAACUUGAAGAAACUUCGUAAUAUCGAUCUUUCCGGGGGGUGCCAGUUGAUCAAUUUACAGUCGUUGCGGAAAUUACCCAAUCUUUGGAGGUUGAAUUUAACCGAUAGUUCAUGGCACUCUCAAGAUCUCACCUGGUUGAAAGAUCGUAACAUUGAUUUAUGUGGCGUUACUAUUGCCGAUCACAACAAUAAUGCUGGUGGUGGUGUGGGAAGUAUGGCAUCAAGAUUCUUUUCCGCGUUAUUCGAUUAUAUUUUGAUCUAUUGA